AUGGUGUCCUGGGCUGUCACCGGCGCAACGCGAGGCAUCGGCUUCGGCUUCGUCGAUAAUCUUUCUGCCGAUCCGGAGAACCAAGUGUUUGCCAUCAUUCGAAGUCGAGGAACUGCCGGUCCGCUUGAGGAGCUUGCUGCAAAGCGCAAAAACAUCCACAUCGUCGUGACCGAUAUCUCCGACCCGAGAAAAUUGCAACAGGCUGCCGCUGAAGUCUCCAAUAUAACGGCCGGUUCGCUUGAUGUUUUGAUUCUCAAUGCCGGCUCCGCAGGACCAGAGACCAGCGUGCUACCGCCAAGUGCUUUUCAUGGGAAGGAGGAAGCGCUGGAAAAUGAGAUCAAUGAGAACGUCAAAAACAAUGUUAUCAGCAAUAUUUUUGUGAUAAACAGCUUCCUCGAUCUCGUUCGUAACGGCAAAGAGAAGAAAGUCAUAUUCAUUUCCAGUCAGAGUGGAGAUGUUGAAUUCACUCGCGUCACCGGCUUUGCUACCGUGCUGGGGUAUUCUGCCAGCAAGGCUGGCAUGAACCUCGUCAUGAGCAAGUUCGGCGUUGAACUGGCCCAAGAGGGCAUCAAGACACUGUCAUUGAGUCCAGGGUGGGUGGACACAGAUGCUGCUAGAGCCGUCACAGGCGACCCGGCUGUACGUAAAUUCGUGCUAAGUGCAUUUCGAAAGCUUAGCCCGAGCGUCAAUGGUCCUAUUUCCGUGAACGAAUCGGUCACCGAUCAGCUUCAGGUGAUUCGGAGCUUGACAGAAGCGAACAGUGGGAAAUUUUUGUCACAUCACGGAAACCAUGAUGAGUGGUUUUAGUCCAGAAGUCGACUGGGUCUACCUAGAUAGAAUAUUAG
Exophiala viscosa is the source of this 845-nucleotide messenger RNA. RefSeq lists its product as uncharacterized. Lineage: Eukaryota; Fungi; Ascomycota; Eurotiomycetes; Chaetothyriales; Herpotrichiellaceae. Bases 1 to 807 code for a protein of 268 amino acids. The record is from RefSeq and is a predicted model, not a curated record. The transcript has 5 exons. Gene Ontology annotation, molecular function: oxidoreductase activity, acting on the CH-OH group of donors, NAD or NADP as acceptor.